AUGGCUUCUUCUUCUUCUUGCAGCCGGAGAUACGACGUAUUCCCUAGCUUCAGUGGGGAAGAUGUUCGCAGAUCAUUCCUCAGCCAUAUUCUCAAGGAACUCGAUCGCAAGUCAAUCACUACAUUUAUAGAUCAUGGGAUCGAGAGAAGCUGCCCUAUCGGCCCUGAGCUUUUGUCGGCGAUAAGAGAAUCCAGGAUCUCAAUCGUCGUCUUCUCUAAAAGUUAUGCUUCUUCCAGCUGGUGCUUGAAUGAGUUGGUGGAGAUCCACAAGUGCUAUAUGGAGUUGGAUCAGAUGGUGAUUCCUAUUUUCUACGGCGUUGAUCCUUCUGAUGUUAGAAAACAGACAUGGGAGUUUGGAAAGGCCUUUGAAGAGGCAAGCAAGGGCAAAUCAGAGGAUGAGAAACAAAGGUGGAUGCGAGCUCUAGCAGAGGUAGCAAAUAUGGCCGGAGAGGAUCUUCAAAACUGGUGUAACGAAGCCAGGUUGAUUGAUAAGAUAGCCGACGAUGUUUCGAAGAAACUUAUUACACCAUCCAAUUGUUUUGGUGAUUUCGUUGGGAUCGAAGCUCAUUUAGAGGCAAUGAAUCCUUUGUUGUGCUUGGAAUCUGAGGAAGCUAGAAUGGUCGGGAUUGUAGGGCCUUCCGGGAUUGGUAAGACUACCAUAGCAAGAGCGCUUUUCAGUGAACUCUCUAACCGAUUCCACUAUCGGGCUUUCUUAGCUUAUAGGAGAACCAUUCAAGAUGACUAUGGCAUGAAGUUGUGUUGGGAAGAACAGUUUCUCUCAGAAAUUCUAUGUCAAAAGGAAUUAAAGAUAUCCUAUUUAGGUGUGGUGAAACAAAGGUUAAAACUCAAGAAAGUUCUUAUUUUUCUUGACGAUGUUGAUGAUGUAGAGCUACUCAAGACAUUGGUAGGACGAACGAAAUGGUUUGGAUCAGGGAGCAGAAUUAUUGUCAUCUCUCAAGAUAGGCAACUUCUCAAGGCUCAUGAGAUUGACCUUAUUUAUAAAGUGAAGUUCCCAUCUGAAGAUGUUGCUCUCAAGAUGUUAUGUCGAUCUGCUUUUGGGCAAAACUCUCCACCUAAUGGUUUCAUGGAACUCGCAGUUGAAGUUGCAAAGCUUGCCGGUAAUCUUCCUUUGUGUCUCAGUGUCUUGGGUUCGUCUUUAAGAGGAAGGGGCAAAGAUGAGUGGAUAAAGAUGAUGCCUAGGCUUCGAAAUGAUUUGGACGGGAAAGUUGAGAAAACAUUAAGAGUCAGCUACGAUAGGUUAGAUGGCAAAGACCAAGAGUUAUUUCUCUUCAUUGCAUUUGCACGUUUAUUUAAUGGUGUGCAAGUCAGUUACAUCAAAGACUUGCUCGGAGAUAGUGUUAACACUGGGCUUACUACGUUGGCUGAUAAGUCCCUCAUAUGUAUAACAUCGCGUGAGACUAUAGAGAUGCACAACUUGCUACAUAAGUUGGCUAGAGAAAUUUUCCGUGCAGAGUGCAUAAACAAUCCUGGGAAACGCCGGUUUCUGGUGGAUGUUGAGGACAUUCGCGAUGUAUUUACCGAUAAAACCGGCACGGAAACUGUUCUAGGAAUAUAUUUCAACGCAUUACAGCUCGAGGAACCAUUUUCAAUGGAUGAAAAAUCGUUUGAAGGCAUGCGUAAUCUCCAGUUUCUCGUAGUUAUAGACUAUGUUGGUUACUGGGUUCCACAGGGAAGAUUGCAUCUACCUCAUGGCCUCUUUUAUUUACCCCGUAAACUCAAAUUGCUCAGGUGGGAUGCUUAUCCAUCCAAGUGUUUACCUUCUAAUUUCAAGGCAGAGUGUCUCGUCGAACUCAGAAUGAGGAAUAGUUCGCUUGAGAAGCUGUGGGAAGGAACUUUGCCACUUGGAAGCCUCAAGAAGUUCAUUAUGAGUUGGUCCACGAAUUUGAAAGAACUUCCGGAUCUCUCUAAUGCCAAAAACCUCGAGGAAGUAUAUCUUGAUAGAUGCACAUCUUUGGUGACAUUUACUUCCUCGAUUCAGAAUCUCCAUAAACUGAGGGAGUUAGAUUUAGAAGGUUGCACAGCGCUAGAAAGUUUUCCAACUCUUAUCAACUUGAAGUCUCUCGAGUAUCUCAAUCUCAGAGAAUGCUUCCGGUUGAGAAAUUUCCCUCAGAUAUUUAUGCAUGGGUUUAGCCUCGAAGUAGAAGGUUGUUUCUGGAACAAUAAUCUAUGUGGACUUGAUUAUCUUGGCUGCAUUAUGAGAUGUAUUCCUUGUAAAUUUCGCCCAGAACAUCUUAUUGGUCUCACUGUGAAAAGCAACAUGCUUGAGAAGCUAUGGGAAGGCGUCCAGUGUCUUGGAAGUCUCGAAAUGAUGGAUGUGUCAAGCUGUGAAAACCUUAGAGAAAUUCCAGAUCUUUCAAUGGCCCCCAAUCUCAUGUAUUUGAGACUCAACAAUUGCAAAAGUUUGGUGACUGUUCCUUGUACAAUUGGGAAUCUCUAUAAACUGGUGGAGUUGGAAAUGGAAGAAUGCACAAUGUUGGAGGUUCUUCCAACUGAUGUCAACUUGCCAUCUCUCAGAACCCUCUAUCUCACUGGGUGCUCAAGGUUGAGAAGUUUUCCUCAGAUUUCAAGGAGUAUUGAAAGUCUCUAUCUAAAUGACACCGCCAUCGAAGAAGUCCCCUGCUGCAUAGAGAAUUUCUGGAGGCUCUCUGAACUAUUGAUGUGUGGUUGCAAGAGAUUGAAAAAUAUCUCUCCAAACGUUUUCAGAUUGAGAAGUCUUAAUCUAGUAGACUUUUCAGAUUGUGGAGAAGUCGUCACGGCACUGAGGGAUGCCAGCAUCCUGGCAACAAUGUCAAUAGAGGACCAAUUUUCUCUUAUACCAUUAUUUGAAAACACUGAAGAGCGUUACAAAGAUGGCGCAGAUAUAGACUGGGCAGGUGUUUCAAGACACAGCGAAUAUUUGAAGUUCAAUAAUUGCUUUAUACUGGAUAGAGAAGCGCGGGAACUCAUCAUACGAUCAUACACGAAGCCUACGGUCUUACCAGGUGGAGAAGUGCCUAUGUAUUUCACGCAUCGAGCUGCUAGAAAUUCCCUAACUGUUACAUUACCUCAGAGCUCUCUUUUUCAAGACUUCUUGGGAUUUAAGGCUUGCAUCGCUGUUGAACCUCCAAACAAAGCCGAAACUCCUUAUGUACAAAUGGGGUUGCGCUGGUACUUUAGAGGCACAAGCAGUGUGUAUCAUUUUAUGGUUGACGCACACUCACUUAAGAUGGAUGAGGAUCAUUUGCUUAUGUUCCACUUUGGUUUCCCUCUAGAAGAAGUCAAUCAUACUUCAUCUGAACUAGACUAUAUCCAUGUGGAGUUUGAAUAUUGCUACCACAAGGGUGCUUGUUCUUACACAUAUGGGUCUCACAGCCACUGGCAAUCUUGUCUCUUGUCGGUCAAGAUGAUAAAAGGGUGCGGUUUACGGCUCUUGAAUCUCUCCGAAUCUCCAUAUGGUGCUGCUAGAAUCCCUGAAACAAAGUACGACCAGAAGUCUGGAGAAAGUGACAGAGAGAGUGGAAGAAGCAAUAAACGAACGCGGAUGAUGGCAAGAACAUCCGAAGAACCUUCGAACUUACUAUGUGGCAAAACAGUAAGGAACACAAGAUUGAUGACUCCAUAUUUGGAGCUUUCCUUAGGGCAGGGUGAAGCUUCCGCCCAGAUGUCGUUGAGAAGUAUGAUACCAUCGUCCUCAGAUUCUUCGAGCAGCUUUCAUGGAGAUGGAGCAUUGUUGCAUCUUUCCCUUUCUCCUUCUGAACCAUGUUUCAGCGGAGAAGCUUUCUAUUUUGAUCCCAUGAUAACAGAACAACAAGACACAGAUACACCCUUUGUGGAUCAGUCUUCGUCUCCAAAGCUUAUCAACUUUUUAAGGUAA
Molecule: messenger RNA, 3873 nt
Organism: Raphanus sativus (radish)
Lineage: Eukaryota; Viridiplantae; Streptophyta; Magnoliopsida; Brassicales; Brassicaceae
Product: protein SUPPRESSOR OF npr1-1, CONSTITUTIVE 1-like
Exons: 6
Coding region: 1-3873 (1290 amino acids)
Biological process (GO): defense response; signal transduction
Molecular function (GO): ADP binding
Source: RefSeq, a predicted model, not a curated record